AUGGCUAAUACCUUUAGUGGCUCGGGAGUAUCGGAAAUCCUUCCAGCCCAGCAAUCUGAGAAGCGUAAUCUUGGCAUUAUCCAGGUUUAUCCUGAUUCAAGGAACACUACCGCCACCAAAGAAAAGGAAAUAGACAUCUUUGUCUUGCAUGGCCUUGACGCUAGGUCGGACAAAACCUUUGUCGCGUGGAGAGUCGAUGGUGAAAAGGGUUCCGGCGAUGUGCAUUGGCUCAGUGAUGAGCACAUGCUGCCGUCACAGAUGCCUCAGGCACGUAUUCUCACGUAUGAUUGGAAUGCGAAUUACGACAAGACGGCUUCAAAAGAGACAAUGCGAGCUCAUGCGGAUACACUACUCGAGGAUAUACAUAAGAACAGAGCCGAAUUCAAUAGGUCUCAAGUUCCAAUCAUCUUCAUUGCAUCAUGCUUUGGAGGCGUCUUACUGUCAGCAGCCUUAGUCGGGGCCCUAGAACUGCAACACCCUCAAAUCGAACUGAGAAGAGGGAUCUUUGACUCUUGUAUUGGUAUUGUAUUUCUGGGAACUCCCUUCCGUGGCAGUUGGGACUUCGGAACCCAAGUGGCUCUCCAACGGAUAGAAGCGGCCAGAAGGGCAAGCCCUGAAGAGAACGUUCAAUACUCCAUGGAGCUCGUCCAGUAUUUGAAAAGAGGGACAGACGAUAAUCCAAGUCCUUUAGAUGACCUAAUGCACAGGUUCGAUGCAAGCAUGGAGAACGCGAAGUUCAAAAUCCCCCGCGCAGAGCUGUACGAGACAUUGCCUGCACAGUUUGCCGGUCCACUCUCGAGAUUGUCGCCAGAAGAAGUCAACAAAUUGACAGAGAUUGAUAAGCAUGGUGAAGGCAUAGUGGUCUCUCACACAUCAGCAGUCCACAGCGGUGGGGAUGGGUCCGCGCAGCCCAUGCGACACAAUAUGCUGCACAAAUUCAACAGCCCUGAUAACUCCGCCUUCCAAAGUUUAUGUCUGAGGUUAAAACAGUUUGCUGAGGGUGCUGCGAAAACCAUAGAAUCAAGAGAUCAAGCCCGUUUGAACGAGUCAGAGGCUCCUGCUAGUAAUCAACUCAAAUCGUGGGCAGAAGUUUUGAGCUUUCGCGACAUGAACCGUCGCCACCUCGAACUUCAACAAAAUAAGGCAAUCCCGGGGACUUGCGAGUGGCUUUUCAAACACGAGAAAUACACAGCUUGGGAAGAAGGUGAUUCCACAGACGCUUCAGAUUCCAUUCUCCUCAUCGAAGGCAAGGCUGGUUCUGGAAAGUCUACCUUAAUGUAUGAGGCAGUAACUCGCGCUGAAGCCAUGCUCGACGAGGCGAAGCCCAUUUGCCUGUCUUACUUUUUCAACGCAGCUAAAGACGAAGGUUUGACUAUUCACAUCUCUCCACAAGGACUUUAUCGGUCCUUCUUGUCCCAACUCUUGAAAAAGCUCAAUCCAUCACCAGAGGUCGUGGCGAUCGUGCGAGAAUGGGGUCCGGCCAAAGACGCUCGACAAGCGACGUUGGAAGAUGUUAUCAUAUUAAAGCACAAGAUAUCAAGCCUGCUUGCUACCUUUGAUGGCAGAAGAGUACGAAUCUUUAUUGAUGCCAUCGACAAGUGCGGCAGUGGUAGAGACGAAAACAUGGACAGUACCAUUGAAAUGAUCAGAUACAUUCAAAGUCUGAACGGGAAGGGACCAAAGGUUUUGACUCUUUUCUCUGUUCGUGAUAGAGCACAGUACGGGUCACAUCUUUGGGCGCCGACCAUCGAGAUGAGUCGCCAUAACCAACGAGAUAUUCACAAGUAUUUGAGCGAUGAGCUGAAGUACUCGAAGGACCCAGCGACUCGCGAACAGGUUAUCUGGACGUUACUGCGCCGUUCGUCAAAUAACUUUCUCUGGGUCAAGCUUGUCGUUGCAACCCUCAAUGCAAAAGCAGACGCGGGACUCGCGGAUGGCAAAUGGAGAAGUGAAGUAGAUCGCUUACCAAAAGAGCUGGGGAGCCUUUACGAGGAUCUUUUGAACAAUUUAAACUCCGAGGAUCGAGCAGAAGCCUUCAUGCUACUGCUGUUGAACCAGGUACGCAUCAGGCCACUACAGGUGCAUGAGAUGCAUUCCGCCCUGGAGUACGCCAGGGGUAGUGACAACAAGCCUAAUAAGGAUGGGAGAACAGAGGAGGUAUUCGAAGCGCAUAUUAGACGGAUCGCCCGUGGCUUCAUCGAAAUCCAAGCCAGUGAGCAACCGAAUGGUCCUUUUCGCCCCUGGGGUCUCAGAGGUAUUCCAGCUUUGCAAAAUUCUGAAGACCUCUGUGACCUUCCCGAGGAAAAUGGUUGGACACCACCACCAGCAAAGCGUCUAGUUCAAUUCACGCACGACUCUGUGAGAGACUUCCUGGACAAAUACGCAUUGAUAGAGCAAGAUAUCAAACCCUGCGAGGGCUCAUCAGGUCCUCGCGCUCAUUUCGAAAUCGCUAAGCUCUGCAUGCGAGCAGCAGGCCAUGGGAGCAAAAAAGAAUCCUUCCUCCCAUACGCCGCCCAUUUCUGGACUGCCCAUGCUCGCAAAGCAAACGAGGUGAUCGCAGAUAACUUCCAGCCCCCGAGGUUCAUCACGAAAUGUGACUACAAGACCAAGGGCAUAGUCUCGCGGUAUAAAGAGCACGCAACUGAGCCCUUCAGUCUCUACCACAUACCGAGAACUGAGAUCCCCAAUACCGGCUGGCUGGAUGACAAAGCAACCAUGCUGAUGCUUUUGGCCUUCGAGGGCUGUGGGGCUCUGAUAAUGAAGCACGGCGAGACAUGUACACGCAAAGAUUGUCGUGAAGAUAAGUCUACAAUCCAGGAUGCCUUUGCUUUGGCUCUGCUGCGUGGUUGGAAGGCUGGUGUUGAGGCGAUAGGAGAUCUCGCACGAGAAAGAUCAAUAGAUCUUGAUCCCACUAUCAAACCUCGUUUUACGAGAGGUAUCUGCCCACUCCGGAGGGUUUGUUCACGCAACCAGCAUGAGGUCCUGGAGUCGGUUAUGAAAAUCGGAUUGAAACCAACCUCCAGGGCAGCAAGAGAUUCAGCACAGGUCUCGUUUUGCGAGGCUGUGAAGCUUGGACAUGAGAAAAUUGUCGAGCUAUUUUUGAAAGAUGCAGGAGGCAAUGCUAUCGACUUGCUAUCUUGGCGGUCGGGGCAAGGUUACACAGCGCUUCAUUUUGCGGCUUCAGCUGGGAGGUGGCAUAUCUUUGAUAUGUUGUUAAAGAGUUUGGAUGAUGUGCCGCCCGAGCUACUCAAUAUCGAGGCAAAUGAGGGCGAAACGGUCUUGGAUAUGGCGGAGCGGGGCAGGAGGAAGCACCAGAUGAGACGUGAUAGCGAUCGGAUCAUCCAGGAAAUCCAGGAUAUUUUGGAGCAGUGGACAGGAAGGUAUGCGCUUAAGAGAUUACGUUUUUCUUUUUAA
Molecule: messenger RNA, 3414 nt
Organism: Fusarium verticillioides 7600
Lineage: Eukaryota; Fungi; Ascomycota; Sordariomycetes; Hypocreales; Nectriaceae
Exons: 7
Coding region: 1-3414 (1137 amino acids)
Molecular function (GO): protein binding
Source: RefSeq, a predicted model, not a curated record